Molecule: messenger RNA, 5503 nt
Organism: Porites evermanni
Lineage: Eukaryota; Metazoa; Cnidaria; Anthozoa; Scleractinia; Poritidae
Source: the annotation of a GenBank genome assembly
CCUGUUUUGGCCGAGUUACAAAGAGAUCAAACUAAACUGGAUCUUCUAGGUCGAGCUGUUGUGUGUGUUGCCUGUUUUCAUCAUCUCUUACGACAGUGGAGUAGCUUUGAACGAAGGGGUAUUCCUAUACGAAAACGAGAGUAUAAUAUAAUCACAGGUAUGUUAAAUUAAUUCGUCAUAUUCAUGUACAGAUCAGCCGUCUCGAUCGAAAACAUAGGGGGUUCCCAAAACUUUUCUUGCGAGAUCAUUCGGGUAAUUGUUCCGUUUAUAAGCUCAAUCGCAUCUCUGCAGGACAGUAUUGUUAAAAUCCUAAAAGUGAAACCCAGAAUAGAGUAUUAUUCUCGCGGUGAAUAUAACCUGGCCGUGCUAUACGGUAAUUACAGACCGAAGUACUUAAGUGUUCUGAUAUCAUGCGCAUUUUAUUUGCUUGGGUGCUGAACCAAGUAUGAUUUAAUUUUCAAAAUAAUACAUACACUUGAAUGGUUGUUACAUAAAUAAUUUGACAGAAAGAUAUAAUUCAACUGAAAUGGAGCGUUAAAAACUAAUGAAGCCUUUUUGUUCACGUGGGAAAAACGGACUGAACUUUCAUUGCAAUUUCUUCAACCAUUUUUGGUGUCGCUUAUUUUUUUUUUGUAGUAGUUUCUUUUGAGCGUUUACGGAACAAACGUCUGUAUCCGUGUGUCAAAACAUACAAAAACGUGAUAUAGUUAAAUUAAUGUACACGUUUACGAUUUUCUAUUUACGCUAAGUUUUGUGUCAUGCACUUCAUAUAUCCGUCUUGAGACAUCCGACACGUUAAUUUUGGCAUGUGUCUUGUUUUGCGGUCAAUUAGUUAAAGUGACUUUAAAAAUAUAUCUUUGGAGGCAGGCGCUUUGAAACUUCGCUAAAUCAAUUAAAUGCCAAAAUUUGUGUUUACACAAAAAAGGUGGAUGUACUUAAUUUUCCGUCGGACAUGUGACUGCUGAAUAUGAUUGAAUCUCACGCUCAGUGGUAAAGCAUGCAUGAAAUUAUACGCUGGGAUGACUUAAAAAAAUAGCAGUUACAUAAAAAGUUUUCUCCAACCUUAUUAUCUAACCUAGUAAUAAUAUUUUCUCUUAUAUAAUGACCCGCUCGUCAAAAUUUAAUUUAUGUAAAGUGCUUGCCGUUGCAAAAACGCUUUAAGCCUAUUCUUUACCUAAUUGGACUCUAUGUAAUUAAUCUUAUUUUAUGCAUGAACAAAUGUUAUUUCCGUGUACAAAAAUAUUUCGACUUAAUGAACGCUCGUCCGGAGUAGUUUUUGUUUUUGGUUCAAAAGUUCAAAACCGGUGGUGACAAUUUUAUACCCUUGAUUGCCCGCUGGCCCGGUAAACGCUUAGAAAAACUGGCCAAUUACCUGUUAACCGUGUUUGCUCAUUGGUGUCUCACUAUAUUAGUCAAUCGAUGUUUUCAUUGUUAUUUCGCUCUCGUUUUAUAUUGUUGGACAUAUUUUACAGAACACAUAGCAAGAUUUAUCUCAGCUAUCUCUAGUCCCAUUGUCUACGCAUUUACUGAGUGAAUCAAUGUGGCUUAGAACUCAGAGUGCUUUGCACGGUAAAGCGCCGAUGACGGGAAAAAUAUUGCCAGAGUGGACUGUUUGCCUUUCAGUUUUGCUUACAUAUCAGCUCUUGAUUACGUUUACUAAGUCGCCUCCAGUAGUAUUUUAUUAGACGGAUAUUAUACUUCCGAAACGGGAGAACAAAAUUGUGUCGUUUACAGAGCACUACAAACGUAAUUCUUGGCGUUUAGGUAACCUAUCUUUCUCACUAAGUUCUCCAAACUCAGCCGACAGUGCAAGUUUUUUCUUCCUUCUGUCACCUGGCGUCCAUGGAUAAGUGAAGGGCCAUUCGUUACGUGACAAUGAAUUCAACGUAGGCCGAUAUAACAUUAAGAACUCAGUAGACUACUUGGCUUACUGUAACGUCUAUUCCUCGGUGCGAUAUUUUCUUAAUAUCAGACCGUGUUCUGCUCGCCGUACAUGUCGUGGUUCAUUUCACCACAAUGGAUUUUAUUAAUCUUGAAUCAGCCAGACUCCAAAGACUUGUUUGGAACCGAACUCGGAGGUGGUUGUCCCUCGUUACAAACGCCUCCAGGCCGUUUGACCCGUACAUUCCCUCGGGCAAAUUACCAGCAGUUCCUCGGGAUUUCUCGCAGUGAACAAACUGAAAGUGAACAUAAUGCUACGCUAGGGAAACUGUUGCUGGACGCUUCUCUCCUGUUUUAGGUUUUUCAGGCUAUACCCUUAAACCCUGUAGCUUUUGGAAAACGGGUUUGUAGUCAACCUGCCGCCUUUUUAACAUACUACUUGAGAAUGGGGUUAUACCUCACGAUCGAUCGCCAACACGAAGGAACAUUAAAAACAAACUGUAAACCUUUGCUUCACAGCUCUGUAAAAUUUGUAUGUGAAAUCAAGAAGUUUCCUCGAUGCAUUCCAGAGAAAACAGAUAUUUUGUAAGUACGUAUUUGUACUUGCUUCCUUGUAGAGACUGGCAAACUUUGCCGAGCGACAUUAGAAGCAGGAUAUAGAUUUUUCUCGUAAUGAGUUAGUAAGCCUCGCUCCCAUGUAAUGGAAUCCAAGACAGUCUUGAAUUCAGGAUUCCGUGCCUUGGAUUCAGGAUUCCAAGUACUGGAUUCCAGUCUUUGUAAGUGGAACUUGGAUUCUGGAUUCCAAUCGUUAGUGGAAUUCCGGAUUCCGCGACCUGUAUCCCGGAUUCCAAUGCCAAGAUUCCCCAAGCAAAAAUUUCCUGCAUUCCGGAAUCCAAAUUUCCUUACAAGGGGCGAUAAGCCGUUAACCACCGUUCUAUUAAAGGUUAUCACAAUGGCGGAGGCAGCUGAAGCUCGAAGCAAUUGAUGUUUUCUUUAGCAAGAUGUGACUAUAUGUUGACGAUUUCAAACUUGUCCAUAUUUUUUACUUAGAUAUAUAUUUAUGAUAACUAAAAUCUGCAGCUUAUCUUUUCGACUAAUGCCUUUAAGAAUGACCGGGUUAUUUUAUAAAAUUCUUAAAUGGAAAAAGUCACCCUCAGUUUGUAGUUCUAAGUAAACUUCUAUAUUUGAUCUUGGCAUUCAGUUGUUGCGUUCUUUUAUUUCAUGCUCAUUGUUUUGAAAACAUAUCUGGCAAUUAUUUAAUCCAUUCAGCAAGUACAAACAGCUAUUUUGUGUCAUGUUCUAUUUUCGUUAAGUUAAAAUGAAGAUCUUUCUUGAAAUUUUGUUUUGCUGCGUUAAGUUUACACAGAUCACUCCAGUUUGGUCAAACUUUGAAUUUUCCACAACUCUAACGUUCGAAGAAAAUGAUUUAUUCAUUAAACAAAUUAACUUCGGGAGUAUAAUCAUGUUAUUAUUGGCCAAUGUCGGGUCAGAUAAUUGCUCAAAGAUAUUUACGAAGUCCGGAACAUAUUGCGCCAUGCAAAUGAUUCUUGGUAUUUCCUAGGCGUACUGUGAUAAACAAUGGUGUUUUGACUUGUAUUGUGUUUGCCAACUCUUUGCAUUCGUUCAGUUCGUGCUGUCUUUGUAUCGGUUAUUAGACCCUGGCAGAUGUUUCAAAUGUUUUGGGGCUCAUUCGCAAUUUCGAGGGCAGUUUGUCAUAUUCUAAAUCGUAAGUGAAGCCUUGAGAUUCAUGCAGUUGGCCAACCUUUCACACUUAUGAACGGCUUAUGUCGUAGAUGGCAAGUAUAGAUGUGUCCUAAGUGUGUUAAGCACCUAGAUUUAAAGUAUCGCAUAAGGAUCCUAGCAAAGGUGAAAACAUCAAACUGUCUAAGAAAAUAACCGUUUGUCUUCAACUUAAUAAUUCACACAGAUUCUAAAGUCGUUCUUUGACUUCUUUUCCACCUCUCUGCGGAGAAAAUUGCAUUCGUAGCUUUGUUUCUUGUUAGUCAACUAUUGGAUUUUCUUUUCCACAAGCAGUGACGAUUGAGGAUUACAGUACAAUCGGGUUCUGCACAGGUGCUGUAUUUCCGCAAAUACAUCAUUUUAAUUACAAGCUCUGAAAUUCCUUAUGUAUGGAGUUGUAUGGAUAUAUUAGAUCAGUUGACAAAAAAUGACUUAGAAAAUUCACAAAAACGGGCUUGUUUUGCUAGGAGAAUUCUCCAAAUACAGUAGUCUCGUAUAUUAGCAUAUAUUUUAAGAGAGAAAAUCGCUAUUGUUUACUUUUUAACGCUCAAAGUGGCGGUUUUUAUUAUCGCAUCAAGCAAAUGGAAAUGCCGAGGAUUUUUUUCCUUGAAAGUUACUCAAAAAAGUUACAAAUUACCUCAAGUUUUAUCUCUGAAGUUGAAAUGCGGUUUUAGUGUUACUUGGGGUAUGUAGCGUGCAGCAAUACCUUAGAGCGAACUUGUUCAUCACAUGAGGCGUUAUUUAUAAUUUAUUUCAUGUUUUAAGGGCGUCUACGUCUUUACUACGGUAACAUUAAGAAUGUGGUGCUACUGAAAGUUAUGACGAGUUCGACACAAACUGAUUUUUAAGGAAGUGUCAUGACUUAAAAGGUCCAUUGGAGAAGUUGUGGACUUUAAAUGAAAUAACAAAACGAAGACAACAAACCAAAUUAUAUCCCACCCUCCUAUGGUGGUUUAUCAAGUUCAAUGUAACAAAAAGAAAAGUAUUGUAACCAGAAUAAUAUAAGAAGGAAAUUGUUUCUAUUCUUAGCUCAGAUCUAUACCAUUUUCAAGAAGGGCAGUUUUUUGUCGAACGUGUAGCAUUGUAAUUGCGUGAACUGACAAGCCCACAUGAACAAAUUCCUGACUCGAAAGGUCGCAUAAUUUACUAUUUCUGAAGGUUAAAACUCAGUUAAAGCCACGCAUGGGACGCUAUACGUAGUAAAUCGUUUUGUAUUGUCAAUAAUGUGAUUAAAUGACUGCACGGUAAGAGUUCAGAAUAACAUGAAAACAGCACCACAGGAAAGUACUACUCUAUAGAUUCAAUUUCAAUGUCAGACUUGAGAAUUUAUCAUUAGGCUCAUAAAAUGCUAUAUAACCCAACGUGCGCGGUGAAAACGCUGUAGCAAAGUCAACAAGUUCUGUUGCUCAGUAGCUUCUAUUUCAAAUGUCACGUUUAAGGAUUUCAUAGUCUCAAAAAGUCUCAUUAAACAGUGCUACAAGGGAGUGUUGAUCGGAAUGGUUCAAUUGAAAAGUCACAGUUUUGGAGGAGUCUGAAAAUUACUGUUUCACUCCUUUUACAGUAAAAUUUGUUCGAACAAUUAAUUUUUAGGGUUUUAUCGGCAUUGAAGCAAUAUGGCCUCCUGAUAUUUAAAAGUAUCAGAAUGCAAAUUGGCCUUCGUCUUCAAAUAGGACGUUACGUGCAGGAAACUUUUCUGGCCAUGCUCUUUAAAUAACACCCCAGUUUAUUACAUCUUAGAGGCCUUAAUUUUAAUGUAAAUUUAUUAAUUUGUGCGCAUUGUAACUCAAUCAUUUCAGACGAUCGUGUUAGUAACUACCAGGUUCGCAGAGAAGACGAAAUACGCAAAGAGGCGGAACAAAAAAUAAAGGAAGUCCAAGAUCGU